Molecule: messenger RNA, 1111 nt
Organism: Cladocopium goreaui
Lineage: Eukaryota; Dinophyceae; Suessiales; Symbiodiniaceae
Source: the annotation of a GenBank genome assembly
CUCAAUUUAUUUAGUAGGGUAGGACUAGCAGCCUGCACUGUGAAGUGCCGGAAGAGAUGGCGGCCUCCAUGACAGUGAAAUCAGCGACUCGCGUUGCUCAAGGAAUGCUGAAGCGCUGUGAGUUUACUGCGAGGAGCCUGGGCAACACCCAGACCAUUUUUGCGGCUUACCUGCCAGAUGUCACUGAGUUCAAGAAGUUGCCAGUAGUCUAUUGGCUUUCUGGGCUCACCUGCACUGACGAGAACUUCUCACAGAAAGCUGGCGCGUUUCAAGCAGCUUGCGAUAACCAGGUGGUAUUGGUGAUGCCUGAUACCUCACCACGGGGUGAUGGUGUGCCAGAUGAGGAUCCACACACCUAUGACUUUGGUAUUGGAGCUGGGUUUUACUUGAAUGCCACCACUGACAAGUACAAGACCCACUACAAUAUGUAUGACUUCGUUGUGAAAGAGCUACCGGCCCUGGUGGAGGCGAAUUUGCCUGUGACAGAUAAGCGGGCUAUCUCUGGCCAUUCCAUGGGUGGGCAUGGUGCUUUGACCAUUGGCCUGAAGAAUCCUGAGAGGUAUAGCUCUGUCUCGGCCUUUGCACCCAUCUGCAAUCCCACGAAGGUCCCUUGGGGACAGAAGGCUUUCAAGUUCUACCUCGGUAGCGACGAGCAGAGCUGGAAGCAAUACGACGCCACCGAGUUGAUCUCAGAGUACAAAGGCAAGGACCUUCACAUUCUCUGUGAUUGCGGAACUGCAGACAAUUUCCUGGUGGGUGACGUCAACCAGCUGCAGCCCCUGGCCUUCAUGGAGGCGGCUCAGAAGGCCAAGGUGCCGGUGACUUUCAGGAUGCAGGCUGGAUAUGAUCACAGCUAUUACUUUAUGUCCACCUUUAUUCGUGAACACUUGGAGCAUCAUGCGCGCUUUCUGCAUGCACAGAACUGAGGGUGUGACCUUGCCACUACCCAAUGAGUUAAGCAGAGGCCUGAAAUGAGUAUAGCUUAGCAAACCACUGGCGCGGCCAGCUGGUUGCUUCGGUUUUGCUGUCGAUUUUCGUGGAGGUGCUAGAGCCCGAAACACAACGGGCCUGAAACGGGAUUGCUGGAGAAAGAAAGGCACACAAAAGUGAU